Messenger RNA from Vigna umbellata (rice bean), 1330 nucleotides. RefSeq names its product AP2-like ethylene-responsive transcription factor At1g16060. Gene Ontology annotation, biological process: regulation of DNA-templated transcription. The record is from RefSeq and is a predicted model, not a curated record. NCBI's taxonomy places the organism in Eukaryota, Viridiplantae, Streptophyta, Magnoliopsida, Fabales, Fabaceae. Gene Ontology annotation, molecular function: DNA binding; DNA-binding transcription factor activity.
AUGGGGAAGCAGCAAAGACAGAAAAUCAAUGCAACCACUAAGGACAAGAACCUUAACUCCACAAACACUGUCACCACCAAGGUCAAACGAACAAGAAGAAGUGUCCCCAGAGAUUCCCCUCCUCAACGCAGCUCAAUAUACAGAGGAGUCACCAGGCACCGAUGGACAGGCCGAUAUGAAGCUCAUUUGUGGGACAAAAAUUGCUGGAAUGAGUCACAGAACAAGAAAGGACGACAAGUCUACCUCGGUGCUUAUGACGAUGAAGAGGCCGCAGCACACGCUUACGAUCUAGCAGCAUUGAAAUACUGGGGUCAAGAUACCAUCCUUAAUUUUCCAUUAUCUACUUACCAGAAUGAACUGAAAGAAAUGGAGGGUCAAUCUCGAGAAGAGUAUAUUGGAUCAUUACGAAGGAAAAGCAGCGGUUUUUCUCGUGGAGUUUCUAAAUACAGAGGUGUUGCAAGACACCAUCAUAAUGGAAGGUGGGAGGCUCGGAUUGGCAGGGUUUUCGGCAACAAAUAUCUUUACCUCGGAACUUACGCAACGCAGGAAGAAGCUGCGACAGCAUAUGACAUGGCAGCUAUUGAAUAUCGAGGACUCAACGCUGUCACCAAUUUCGACCUUAGCCGCUACAUAAAGUGGCUUAAGCCAAACAAUAACGAUAACACUGCGAACUCUAAUGUUCUUGACGCUAACCCUAAUUCUGAGACCAACUUUACCCCAAAUUCUAAUCAACAACAAGGAUUCAAUUUUUUCCAGAGUCAAGAAUCGACGGUGACUCAGCCUCGAUCUUCUGGUGCCACGUCAGCCCUAGGACUUUUGCUGCAGUCAUCCAAGUUCAAGGAGAUGAUGGAGAUGACUUCCGCCGCCGACUUGUCGACGGCGGCGUCGGAGUCUGAGUUGGUGCCGUGCACGUUUCCCGAUGAUAUUCAGACCUAUUUCGAGUGUGAAGAUUCCAACAGAUAUGGAGAAGGGGAUGAUAACAUGUUUGGCGAGCUCAACGGGUUUGUGCCCCAUAUGUUCCAUUGUGAUGACUUUGAGUCUUGAAAAUGCACGGUGGAAGUAGAAGAUUGUUUGCAGUUGCUUUGUUGAUUUAUUUUUUUCAUUUGGCUUAUUUCUCAGUUUGUGAAUAUGAACAGUAAUUUGUUGAUAGUGAGACACUGAUCAAAAAAGAACAAGAAGAGCAGUGCAUUAUUUGGGAAACUGAACUUGGAUUAGUGAUCAUGGUCAGAGGAGGAUGCAUGCCAAGUUCUUUAUUUGUUGUAGCUGAAAAGAAAAUAAGCAUCUCAAUAAAGAUGCAAAAUAAACAUAUUUUACCAUUUUUUUCCUUUAC